Molecule: messenger RNA, 1583 nt
Organism: Odontomachus brunneus
Lineage: Eukaryota; Metazoa; Arthropoda; Insecta; Hymenoptera; Formicidae
Exons: 2
Coding region: 376-1551 (391 amino acids)
Source: RefSeq, a predicted model, not a curated record
UGUCUACCAUGUCGCUACUUGUCGCGUGGCAAUCGAUUCCGCGUUCAAUGUGUAGAAGCUAAUAGAUUGCGUAUUUAUUUCACGAAGAGAUUUACCACGUAUUUUCAUAGGUUAUACAUAACUAUAAUUAUACAUAAUAGUUCUACGGGGAAUAACUCAGUGGGUUAUAGGAGAAGCCAAAACUGGAACACGGUGUCGUAGCGAAGAUACCAACGAAAAGAUAAUAACAAGGCAAAAUAAUAACUAGGCUCUGACGGAUUACUUAUUCCGACCGAAGCAGCUUGCGUUACUUUUACAGAAAAUUUGGGAAGCAGUUUGCAAACUAUAAAAAGUCUUGUUUUUAGCACAGUCAGUAUAUAUGUCAGGUCACCUAUCAUGAUGAAAUCACAGAACCAGAAAAAACAAUAUGUGACCAGUUCUAGACCGAUCAACUACUUAUACUCGUACAAUCUAGACUUUAGCUCGUUUCCUCUACUUUGUAGAACUGUUUAUGAAUCAAUAAGAAGUACACAUGUAAAGAUUAGCAAGCACAUGCCAUUCUGUUCAUUCAUGCAUGCUAUGACCACUUGCUUGAACGCUUGGUUGUUCGAAACGGUGACUGUUAUUAACAAUGAAGAUCGCUAUAGUAACGAGAAAAAUGCCGCAUCGCUAAUUCCACAGGAUAUGCUCGUUCCGGAACCUAUAGCGGAAUAUCUCGCGACAAUUAACACAGUAAUUACACCGUCAGGAGAUACUGUCUAUGUUAAUGUUCCGGAUUGCUGUCUGCCACAGAUGACUAUUCCUGCCGUUGGUGAGCUUCCAGAGAUACCGCCAGGAAGUUUUGGAAGCAUAACAGCCGAUUCGCAUAAUGCUUACGAAUGUUACGUAUCUCCAUAUAUAACACGUCGGUUUGUUGAGACGACCAUCGAAAACGACGGCCAAUUUAUGCCAUUACCUGUCGGGCAUUUUCCACAAGAUACCAUUCCCAACAUGAAUCUACUUGGAUAUUCCAGGUACGAAAAUAUUCCAUAUGAGGCACUAUCGAAAUUGCGAAACUACAGGUUCCCUAAUAAAGAUAACAUGACAGGCCGGUUACAACUUGUUCCUAAUUUGAUGUAUGAUGUUUUACACGAACUGUCUAAUUCAGAAUCCAUCUCGAUGGUGCACUAUCACAAAAUACAGCGAAAAUCUGUGCAUACUGGCUUAGUUUACGCUCGGGUCAUGACGGCUAGAGAUGGCAAACAGAAUCAAAGCUACCUCAGUUCACAGCCAUUUACGUUAUAUAGCCCUUAUUCAUUUGAAGAAACUACUAUAGCUCAAGCCAUAUUGUUCGCUUUACGACGACAAAGAACUCAGCGUGCUCGCGGCUUAUGUUACACUUAUGUUGAUGGAUUACCUCCGAAUGGUUGGGAGCUCACGAUCAAUCAUAAUUUUAUGAUGGCAGGUGCAUAUGCACCAGAAAUUGGCAUGAUCCAUCCACAUCUGCGAGUCCCUCUUCAACAGGUGGACGUGAAUGUAGGAGAUAGGACGUUUAUCAUAGAAGACUGGUGUCAUAGGUUUCUAAUAAAUUAAAUUUUCUAAUAAAUAAAGUUUCUAAUAAAUUA